Molecule: messenger RNA, 11249 nt
Organism: Trichobilharzia szidati
Lineage: Eukaryota; Metazoa; Platyhelminthes; Trematoda; Strigeidida; Schistosomatidae
Source: the annotation of a GenBank genome assembly
AAUGAAUCCGGUGGUUUUAAGUGUUGCCUUCGUAUCCAUUUUAUUGAUUACAGGGAACAUUUGCUCAUCAGACAACGUUAGUUGCAGUAUCACUGUGGAUUACUCAGCACUGUGUAUUCGCUUCUUUUUAGCUUUGUGCAUGUCAUUACUGCGCAACCAUAGCCUCAUCGAGAAUUAAAAUUGUGACCAAGUCAGUUAAUGGCCAGUGUGUAUUUCCAGUUUUUGUCAAUGGUAUACGCUAUACAUCUUGCUUAAAUGGAACACCCUGUUCCACUUCUCAUAUUUAUGAUGGAAAUUCGCUACCUUGUGAAGAGAACCCACUGAUUCCAUUCAAGAAAAAAGUACUAGUUACAACGAAACGUAUUCAUUUGGUUAUUUGUGAUGUGGAGACAAAUAAUUCAAUGUUAGCUAAAACAAUUAAACCAUAUUUACGCGUAAAAUCAGAAUUAUGGUUACGUCAGCUGCAUCCAGGUGUUGCUGAAGUUUUCAAUCCACCCAGUCAAAAUCCAUAUUACGUGGAAUGUUUUUACAUUAACAAUAAAUCAAUGAAUUAUCAGAUCCCAAUUUAUUCAGUAUCUAAACGAAAUGAAAUCAUUAUUGAGCUUGACGCGAAUGAGAUUCUAUAUCCAGGCGAUUAUAUAAAGUGUCAGUACAAGUUAACGUUGAUUGGUCAGUAUGUAAUGUCAGAUGAUUCGAGCAAAUUAAUUAUCCUUGAGUCAACCAGCUUUCCAGUAUAUCAAGCAUUCAAUAGAAUUACAGAUUCUGCAUAUUCUGUAAAAGAAUUUCCUAUCGGUGGACGUUGGAAUGCAUAUUGUCAGUUGGGGAAAUGGAGAAGUGAAACAAGAAGGAUAAUUGUUAGAGGUUAUCCUCAACAACCCCAGUUUAUACCAAUUGAAAAUGAACCAAAGUUAUACAAAUGUUAUACACCCAAUGAAAACUAUUUAUUAAAUAAAACAAUUGCUAUUCAGCUAAUUAAAGGAGAAGAGGAAAUCUUCUACAUUUCUGGGGCAUUAUUACAACUUAAUAUUGAUAAUGAUAUACAAGGCGAAUUUAUCUAUCAAUGUACAAUUAGUACAGGAUUAUUUCAAACAACUAAAUACUGGAGAAUUGAUUAUUCUUAUUCUGAUUUAAUGAACACAUUGAUCAUUGAACCAAAUUAUGAUAUCAUUCCAUUGGGUAGUUCAGAUGUCAAUUUUCAGUGUUCCAAUGGUAACACUAUUAACAAUAAUAAUAAUAAUAACAGUAUUAAUAGUAACACUUCUACCAGCAUUCAAAACAAUCUUCAUUUAACAAUUAAUAUUUAUAAAUUAUCAUACUUCUAUAGUCCAUUAGUUAUAAGUGAGAAAGAGUUGAUUGUCAAGAGAAUUCAUUCAAAUCAAAUUAAAAUCAGCUUUUUCAGUAUUGGUCAGUAUGCUUUAUUAUGCACUGUGAAUAAGACAGAAUCAUUAAUGUAUGCCUAUAAAACGAUUAAAGUUGAAGAUUUAUACAGCAUUGAAGUAAAAGAGAAAAAUUUAUUCUAUGCUAAAAAUAUGCAAUCAGCUAUAAUUCACUGUCAGUCUAGAAAUCUUAGUACACAUGAUGGAAUAGACAUCAAAAUGAGCUAUUUGGAUGGUGAAGCAUAUCAAUUUACUAUGAAAGGCAAUUCUGCUGUUGGUGUUUGGCCAUUGAAUAAAAUUACACGAAUGCAAUGUUCAAUGACAAUUCAUUCUACAUUUAAUAUUUCUAAAAUAGUCUAUGGAAUUAUUGUUAAUGACAUUAAAUUAUCAAUUACACCAAAUAAAACUGAAUAUUACUUUGAAGUGAAUCAAUUAUGGAAGAUUGGUUGUCUAUUCAAUCCGAAAGAUGUUCAUCAAGUUGUUGAUUAUGCGCCUAUCUGGGAGAUAACAUCACAAGAUAAGGAUAAAUCUCUUUCAUACAUUGUACAUAAUAAUUGGUUGAUUUCAUUGAGCGACAAUCACAAUACUACUAAUAAUACUACUAAUAAUAUCACAAAACUAUCUGUGGGUAAAUAUACAGCGAAAUGUUUUGUACCAAAUCAUACGGAGAUUGUGCCAAAAUAUGUGAAUAUAACUGUUCUACCUAUGACAGAAUUAAAAAUUACUCCAAAUCGUAUGAUUGUUUGGUCAAAUGAAAUGAUGCAUACAGUUUAUACAUGUACAGCUAGUCUAAAUGAUUAUCCACAUAACAACAGUAGUAAUACUAAUAUCACUACUACUACUGCAGCCCAACUAACUAUGAGAACUACUCAGACAUGGAUGAAAUAUAUCAGUGGAACAAAACAAUUUCAACCAAUUAAGGAAAAGCUCAUAGGAAUAAAAGUCAAUACUUCUAAUCCCUGUACAAUUGGUUUAUAUUGUUGUAUGCUGAAAACAUUAUCCGGUGUAAUAAAAAAGUGUUUUGUCAUCAAAACUAUUGCCUUUCCUGGAUUUAAAAUAUCCAAUAAAUUCACUUAUGGAUCAAUACACAACUAUAAUCAAUCAAUGAAAGUGGAAGUAUUACCCAUUUCAGUAUUUUAUCAAUAUCAAAUCAAAUGUACUUUUGUAAUAGGAAAGCGAAGAUUAUUUGCUCUGCAUAAUGGUAAUCAAUUGAUUCACAGAUAUAAAAGAGAAAAUGAUGAAUGUUCACAAUAUAUAUGUACAUUUUUAUCGAAUGAUAUGUCUUUUGUCUCCGAUGCUGAACAGAUAUGUUCAUUUACAGGAGAUGAUCUUCUUGAAUUUGUUUAUGAAGAAAAUUCUCCGCAUAACAAUCGACUCUAUAAAUAUUGGAGUGGUCUGCUUAAAUGUCAAAUGAGAAAUGAAACAUUUCGAAAUCUGAUACCUAUUGAAGAUUAUCACAUAGAAUAUAUAUCUGGUGUUAAAUAUCCUAUCAUCAGAAAUACAAUUUAUAUAUACUCUGCUUUGACUACAGAAUCUAAUAAUCUAUUGUUUUUUAAGUAUUCCUGUACACUGUCUGAUAGACAUUCUAAGAUAAUUGUUGUGACUGAGAGAAAUCUUGUUGAUAAUCCAUAUUUAAUAUUACAUCCAAAUAUUAGAUAUGUAACGCAUAAUCUAUUUCCAAAGUGUAUUGAUAAUUAUGGCAAUUCUAUGGAAUUAUUGCCAGAUCCUACAGAUUUACGUCCUCCGAUAUUUACAUGUGAUCACAAGCAUAAUUGUACAAUUAUUGGAAAACAUUUAGAUCAAUCUAAAUUCUUCUGUAAACAGCGGCAAAGUGAUUUGAUGUUAAAUGUGGAGUUAACGUUACUGACAAAUAUUACCCCAAUAUUUACUCCCCAAUACAAUGUUAUCUAUAAAGGGGAUCAACCAAUACUGACGUGUAUUGCACCAGCUAUUGAAACAUUUACAAAUUAUACUUUUAUUAUUGAAUUAAAUAACUUCACUAUCUAUCCAAUAUAUUAUAAACAUCAAUAUGGUCUACGUAAUGAAGCACAUGUUCAUUUGCAUAGACUGAAUAUAAGAAAACAAGAGAUUUGGACAUUCACUUGUCGACUGUUAGAUAAUACAACAAAUAUACAAAUAGGAUAUGCUCAGUUUAAAUCUAUUGUGUCGGUUCAUCCAAUGGUAUUACAACUCAAAGGUGAUACAAAAAUCACCUAUCUGACGACGCCUACAACGAUCACAUGUUCAUUGAAUGGAAGUAAAUCUUUCACUCCUCUAUUAUACUGGGAUAUCAUACAUGGUCCAAUGAAAUGCAUGCAUACUACUGGUAGACAUUUAAAAAUCAUACCACAAAAUGCAUGUUAUGGUGUUCUACUCGCUAGAUGUUAUGCAUUCUAUGAAAAUAUAUUUAUAUCUUAUAUAGAAUAUAAAAAUAUUCUAUUGCCUAUGCAUCCCCAGAUUUCUUUGUCUGUUGAACCUAUGAGACGAUUUUUAUUCACUGGAGAAUCUAUCACUUUGAAGGUGAUUCUUGAACCACGUGAUCAACUAUCUGAUGAUAUAAUUUAUGCUAUCAUGCGUCAUGCUAAUAUUACUAUAUUACAUAAUGGUAAUAUAGUUUAUCAACAAAUAUAUAUUGAUGGCAAGAAUGGCAACACAGAGAAUAAUAGUAGUAUUACUACUGAAAUGAGUAAUAUAAAGCUAACUAUACCUUCAUCAGCCAAUAGAAAUCAAAUGGAUAAAAGUAUAGAGAAAAUUGUUCUACACUUGGAGUUGUUUGAAUCUUCAUAUGUUGCAUCAACUGAGCAUGAAAUACGAAUCAUAGAUCGUCCGAAAAUGUUAUUUCCUGCAAGUGGAAAAUGUUCAAUUGGGAAGCAGUUUUCACCAAAUAGUUGGUCUACAGUGAGUCUAAUUGAUGGAUACGAUGUCUCUGACAUUUUCUCUGAACAAAUUACAUGGCCAUAUAGUAUGGAACGGAAUAAAGGAAUAUACCAGUGUGUUCAUCAUCUCAAAGAAGCUAAACUUCAUACCAAAUUUACUCGACAAAAUUCCUACGCUCCUCAUAUCAAGAUUAGUAUAGUACCUAAUUUGCAAUGGAUAAACACAAUUCAAUUACCAAAUUUUCAGUGUAUUCUAGAUAAUUGGAUGUAUUCAACAGUAAACAACUAUAGUAUUUAUUUUAUUCGUAUUGAAGAUACGUAUAAAUUAUUCAAUAUUCAAGGGAAUCAAUUAAUUCCAAGGAAUUUAUCUACUAGUACAGUUACAAUAUUGUAUGAAUGUAUACUUGAAAUCAAUGAGCAAGUAUACAGGGAAUCAUUAAAUCUUAUUUAUGAAUCUCCUCUUGAAAUACGACCAAAAGUCUACAUGGUACAACUUGAGACCAAUACAUCAGUCAUUUAUCAUUUAUAUGUUAGUAAUAAUGAGACAGUAAAACCUGUUAAUUGGUCAUAUACAAUCCUACAAGUAACACCUGAUCUUGACGCAUACAUUAAUCAAAUUGGUUUUGAUGGUCAACUAAUGAUUACCCCUUUAUUUAGACAAUAUCGUAAACCGGGCAGUUUAAUGCUACAAGUAUGGAUUAAAAGUACUUACAAGGAGGGAUUUAUUGAAACUGUACAAAAUGUACACUUUCGUGUACUAGUUGAUACCAUUGGAACAUUGAAUGGAAAUGAUGGUGAAGAUAUUGAAGUAUUUGCUGGUUCAGAUAAAAUUUUCCGAUGUGGCUACCUACCACCAACAGAUUUUCCAGGUGUAUGGAGUGCUAAAAUUCUUAAUGGUCCAAAAGAUAUUGUAAAAUUUGAAACAAAUCAACAAGGUCAAAGAACAGAAGUAUUUAUUAAACCACCAACAAAAUAUCCUGUUUAUAUAACUGGUGGAAAAAUUAUCAUUGAAUGUACUUUUACUGAUCCGGCUAGUGGUCAAAAAAUUUUCUCAUUCAAUAAAACUUUUUCUAUCUUAGAUAAUGCAAUAGGUACAUUGAAUGGACUUGAUGAUAAAGAAAUUAUCAUAUCAGUUGGUUCAAACGAGACAUUCAGUUGUGGUAUGUUACCAUAUCAAAGUGAAGAUGCUAUAAAAGGCUAUUGGACAGCACGUAUAGUUGACGGGGACACUAAUGAUUUAAUAUAUUUAGAAGAAGUUUCAAAGCAUAUACUAAUAAAGCCGCCAGUUCGACAACCAUUCUAUAUGUUUGGUGGAUAUGCUAAGAUUGAAUGCGUGUUUAGGUAUACAAGUAAUAAACAGAUAGUUUUUGAAUUCAAUAAAACCAUAACAAUUACAGGUAGUAUUAACGGUACACUGAAUGGUAUUGACGAUAAAGAUGUGAAAUUAAUAAUUGGUACAAAUAAAACACUCAGAUGUGGUCUACUGCCGGCAAGUUUUGAAUCAAGACUGGUAGCUAAAUGGACAGGCAAGAUUAUCAGUGGACCAAAAGAUUUAGUUGCAAUCAAUAUAGACAAAGAAAAUGGACAAACUUAUAUCCAACCACUGGCUAAACACGGAGUCUACUUAAAAGAAGGCGAAUUUAUAUUCCAAUGUAUAUUACAACAUGCUAGAAAACAGAAUUAUAUAAUUUAUGGGUUUAAUCGGACUGUAACUAUUACAAGUUGUGAUUAUAGGGGAACAUUGAACGGGAUAGAUGAUUCAUCGCAUAUUAUACUUCCUUUGGGAUCAAGUAAACAAUUAAAUUGUUCUCUGUUACCUGGAAGUGUUGAUACUCAAGUAAACGGUUACUGGAAUGGUUCUUUAAGCGAUGGAUUGCAUGAAAUUCUUUCUCUAAGUCAUCAAAAUGGACAAGUGUUUAUUGAUCCACCAAAUGGUAGUACAGUUUAUGAUAAUCAAGGCCAAGUUCGAUUAACUUGUUCCUUUAUAGCUAAAUCAAAUAAUUAUGUAAUUUUUAAAAUGGUUGCUGAUAUAAGUGUAUCAUCUUGUAAUAUACGCGGAACACUGAAUAGUAUCGAUGAUUCAAAUUUAGUUAUUCGAUAUGGUUCAAGUAGAACAUAUAAAUGUGGUAUCCUACCAAAUAUUGAAGAGGCAUUUAAUGGUUAUUGGAUAGCUGAUAUAAUCAGUGGAUCAAAUGAUACUGUAUCUAUAGUGCAAGAGAAUAAUCAAAGUUAUAUAAAACCACCAUUAUUCAGUGAUGCAUACACUGUUACAGGGACAAUACAACUGGAAUGUUCACUAAAGAGUAAAAGUCGGAAUCACAGCAUAUACAGUUUUAGAAAGUUUAUAACAGUUUAUAAAAUGCAUUAUGAAAGGUUGGAUAUAGAAUAUACAAAUGAAAUGACCGCCUACAUUGGUUCUAGUACAAAAUUUAAAUGUUAUUAUAAAUUAGACAAUUUUCUUAAAACUUAUUAUAAUGGCUACUGGAUAGCUAAAAUAGCCGAUGGAGAUAAAGAUAUUAUCUCAGUGGUAGAGGAAGACAUUGAGGCGAAUGGAGAGGAUGGGAUUACUGAUCGCGUGCAUAAUGAUCAGAUUAUUCAACCACCAUCUGGAAGUCAUAUCUAUACAAAAUCUGGUAAAGUGUUUAUCAAUUGUACAUUUAUCGAUCCUGUUGAUGAUGGGAGAGUUGUUUUAUCCAGUGUUAAAAUUAUCAGUAUUUUAAAAACUCAACAGAAAGGCACACUAAACGGAAUAGACGACAAAGAUGUUACUGUAAAGUUAGGCACUAGUAAAACAUUUCAAUGUGGCAUUUUAAUGAAUGACCAAAAUAUUCAAGGUUAUUGGACAGGUUCUUUAGUGCAUGGACAAAUGGAUGCAGUAUCAUUAAUUCACGAUAAUGAUAAUAAUAAUAAUAAGGUGAAAAUUAAACCAAGAAAAUGUAGUUCAGUCUAUGAUAUCAAAGGUAGUGUUGAUGUGAAGUGUACAUUUAUGAAUAUGAAGCAUGAUAUACAAUUUAUGUUUACAAAAACUAUACAUAUUGUUGAUGCCGGUUAUACUGGUUCUCUGAAUGGUCUUACUGACUCUGAUGUCACUGUACCAGUUGGUUCCAGUGAUAUAAUUAAAUGUGGUCUAUUACCAAAUACUAAUGAAUUCUUAACUAUUGGUUACUGGUAUGCACGUAUUGUGAAUGGUAAUAAAGAGAUGAUAUCCAUCAAAAUAUGCAAUGGACAAGCUUUAAUACAACCAACAAAUAAUACUGAUGUAUUUUAUGUAGAAGGUGUAGUUGAAAUUGAAUGUAUCCUUAAACGAUAUGAUAAUAAUAAUGAAGUGAUUUUUGCCUUUAAUAAAACUUUCGAGGUGAAUGAUGGUGAUUAUGGUUCAUUAGAUGGUAAAACUACAGGUGAUGUUGAUGUCAUUUACUUGUCCAAAGAUAAAAUUAAAUGUAGUUAUUUAUAUCCAAGUAUAGCAAAACAAGUGAAUGGUUAUUGGAAUGGUAAAAUUAUUGAGGGUAUAUCAGUUUUAGUCAAAGUAUCAAGAAAUGCAUCAGACAUAUACUUUCUUCCACCACGUUCAAAUGGUUUCGAUUAUUUAGGAUCAGUACGAGUUCAAUGUUCUUUAAUUCAACAAAAAUCUCGGAAAACACUAUUAACCUAUUAUAGAUGGAUAAAUGUUAUACUUAAAGACAAUCCAGUUGCAUUGAAUGUAUACACUGAAAAGGAUACCUAUUUUUAUACUGGUUCAUCUACAAGAGGUAGUUGUUAUGCUUCUUCACUCGAUGAAUCAUCCACUGAUGAUACAUAUUGGAAAGUAGAUAUAAUCAAUGGGGAUAGCGAUAUAAUUGCUAUUGAUGAUGAUAAUAAUAAUUAUACCGAACCACUAUUUAGACCACCAUUUGAUAAAACAGUCUAUGAAAAAGUUGGUCAUGUUGAAGUACAAUGUACACUGCUCAAUAAAACAAAUAAUACUCUGGUUUAUUCUGCUAUAAAAAAUAUUUAUAUUAUAGCUACACAUAGAAAAGGAACACUCAACGGUAUUGAUGAAUCAAAUAUCACUGUAGAAGUGAACUCAAAUAAAACAUUUGAAUGUGGAAUUCUACCUAAAGAGGAUAAUAAUAAUUCAACAACACUACAACAAUAUUGGCGUGGUAGAAUAGUUAGCAGCAGUACUACUAAUAAAGAAGAUAUUGUACACUUAGAUAUGAGUACUGGUAAAGUGAUUAUUAGACCACCAAAACAACAAGAUACCUACAGGAAAACAGGUCAAGUUGUCAUUGAAUGCCUUAUGAAGUAUACAUUAAAUGAAAUUGAAUUUGGAUUCAAUAAAACUUUCAGUGUAAUCGAUAUAAAUAUGAAAGGAACUCUUAAUGGUAUUGAUGAAUUCAAUGUGACAACUUCAAUCGGUUCACACGAUACAUUUAAAUGUGGCACAUUACCAACAAAUGCUGAACGGAAUUAUGAUGCCUAUUGGAUAGCAAAAGUAGUCGACGGUAAUGCAGAUAAUGCAGAAUCAUUGAUAUUUUUAAGUUCAUGCAGUCAAACGGUUAAUAUUCAACCAAAAUAUGCUAGUUAUGGCUAUCAUGAAACUGGUCACGUGACAAUUGAAUGCACAUUGAUCGAGAGAAGUAGCGAAAGAGUAAUUCUUUCGUUUACUAGAACUUUAGAGAUCAUUGCCUGUGGUAUGGAUGGAACACUGAAUGGAGUGAAUACACUAGAUUUAUACUGGUCUAUUGGUACAAAUAAAACAGCAGAAUGUGGAUUAUUACCUAACCGUUUAGUGAAACAGUUAAAUGGUUAUUGGGAAGUAGAAAUACUAACAGGAUUAAAUGAUUUAAUCAGUCUGCGCUCUCAUGAAAAUAGAACAAUUAUAACACCACCAAAAGAUUAUCAAGUAUAUUAUAACGUUGGUGAAACAGAAGUCAGAUGCAUUCUAAAGAAUUAUGAGGAUAAACGUACAGUCUUUGAGUUUACUAAAAAGGUGACAAUAACUGAUUGUGAAAUUGAUGGUACAUUGAAUGGGAUAGAUAAUUCAAAUAUUGAUUUACAUUUUUAUUCUAAUGAACAAUUUGCCUGUGGUAUAUUACCAAAGCAUAUUGAAAAGUUAAUUAAUGGUUAUUGGACAGGUCGAAUUAUCAGAGGUAGAAAAGAGAUGAUAUCAUUGGAGAUAGUUAAUCACAGUGUAAUCAUUACACCGCCUAGUGGAUAUAAAACCUAUUUACUCACUGGUUUCGUUGAAAUUGAAUGUAUAUAUAAGGAUUUUAAAAACAACAGGGAAUUUUAUAAAUUCAGUAAAUAUAUCAAUGUAUUCCGUGAUGAUACACCAAUUCUCAUGAAUAUGAAUGAAAAUGAAAGUUUUCCUAUAUUUCUUAAUUCAAAAAGACCAAUAAUGUGUGGUGGAUUAAGCUUUGAAGAAUUAAAUGAAUUGAAGAUAUUUUGGGCAGUCAACAUUACUGGUGGUAAACGUGAUAUCAUUGCUGUAAAUUUAACUCAUGAUAAUAAUCAAAUUAUUAUUCCACCAAAAAGUGGUAAUGGAAGUUUUUCACUACCAGGUCAAAUACGUGUAUUAUGUAUUCUACGUAAUUCUCCUGAUGGAGAAUAUUUACAUUCACAUACAAAAAUUAUUAAUAUUACUGAAUAUAAUACAAUUGCAGAAAGUAUAUUCGUUUAUGAUGUCCAACAGUCAAAUAUAUCUGUACCGAUUGGAUCAGAUGAAGAGAUUCCAUGUGAUAGUUCUCUACGUUCAUCUUCUUCUUCCUCGUUAUCACCUUCAUUAGAGUUAUGUAGUCAACAUCGUGGCCGUCAAUUGAAACGACCAGUUGGUUCUCUAUGUUAUUAUUGGAGAGGAAAAAUAAUCAAUAAUUCAUCGAAUGUAGAACAUAUUUUAUCAUUAGAUAAAUCUAAUGAUCGUGUAAUUAUUAAACCACCAAAAUGUUCACCAUUUUAUAAGAUGAAAGGUUAUGCAACAGUUGAAUGUACUUUAUUAAAUCAGUUACAUGAAAUAAAAAUGAAAUUUAUAAAGACAGUACGUAUAACUGAUCCUAUUUUAAUUGGUACACUGAAUGGUAUUGAUGAGUCAAAUGUAACUGUACUACUGAAUACAUCUAAAACAUAUCAAUGCGGUUUCUUGCCGAUGAAUUAUGUGAAAUCAGGAAUAUAUACUAAUGGCCAAUGGAAUGCUAAAGUAUUAGACGGUGGAACACCUAAUCUAAUCUCUAUCACAAAAUGUCAUAAUCAACUGGAGAUUACACCACCGAGUGGAUUGUCAACCUAUUCAACUAUUGGUCAAGUGUUGAUAGAGUGUAGUUUUACACUGAAUCAUAAUAGUAGUAGUAGUAGUAAUCAAACUUUAUUUUCAUUUAUAAAAUCAUUCAGUGUAAUAACUCAUGAUCAGGCGGGAACAUUAAAUGGAUACGACAGUUCAAAUAUAAUUGUUCCAAUAGAUUCAAGUGAUAAAUUCCAAUGUGGUUUACUUUAUGGCAUUGAUGCAUGGCUUAAAGGUUAUUGGAAGGCGAAUAUCAUCAGUGGAUUAAAGAAUUUGGUUUCCCUGAAUAAAAUUAACGGUCAAGUAUUCAUUGAACCUCCACAUGGAAGUAAAUAUUACAAUGCAUAUGGUGAAAUUACAAUUGAAUGCAUUUUUAUCAAUCAAGAUAAUGAUAAUAAAAUGUUCAGUUUUAUUAAAAACUUGACAAUUGAAAAUUAUAGGAUAGAAUUUUUCCCAAAGAAUCAAAUUAUAUACAUUGGAGAUAAAGAUGAGAUUACUUGUGCCAUAGUAACAAAACAAGGCUCUAUAAUCUAUGAAGAAGGCUCACUACAUGUCCAGUUAUUAUCUGGAGAUGAUUCACUCAUUGAAAUAGACAAUACUGAUCUACAUCCAGUAAUCAAACCACGAAAGAAAGUGCCAUUAGUCUAUGAUAAGCCCGGUGAAUUUCAUAUCCAGUGUGUAUUUACAAAUUAUAAAGGAUAUACACUGAGAAAGCAGCUGCAUGUUCAAAUCUCUGGUUAG